UGAGAAAAAUUUUCACCAGGAAUCGACUCUUCUGCUGGAAGAGCAGUGAAAAGUAUCCGAAGAGUACGAAAAGAAAUUGCUUUAUAUUUUCGGUUACUUAAUAUUCUCUCCCUUUCUAAGCAACUAUCUGCCUCGGAGCUGAUAACUAAGUACACCCUAAUCCUUCAUUAGCCCUCUAAUCGCUUCCUAAACAGUGCACGCACGCACGACAGUGUCACGUGACGUUUCUAGGUGUAUUACCCUUUCUAUGUGUGCGCAAGUUUUUUUACGCGCGCUCGGUCAAUCUCGCAACCUCUUGCGAAAACGUCGAGGGGCUAGGAGAUCGUUUAAAGAGCGAUCUCUCGAUCAGUAUUCGCCGAGUCCCGGCUCGUCGCUUCCGCCACGCAGCUCGCAACCCUCGCAACGCUCGGCCGUGAGGUUAUGUCAUGAUCGUGUCGAUUUUCUGAUCGUUUUCACGCAGCCAAGAGACUAUCGAGGGUCCCUUCCAAGCGCGUCCUCACCCGCUCAUGGGAUUUAUUGACAAUGAGUUGCAAGAGGUAUCACAGCUCUGCCACAAUGUCGUCGACGGAAGCCGCCUCGUCUCUUGCGUGCGGAGCAUGGUCCGCGUCGAAAUAACAAAGACGCCGUUCAAGCAACUCGUCGUGUGCAUCCAGUUCCGAGAGGACUACCCCGCGUCGCCGCUGUUUAUCGAGUUGAAGAGCAAAACUCUGUCCGCCAGGCUGCUCGAUGGACUAGCAGAGGUCUGCGAAAAAGAGUGCAAGCGUUUCCUCAACGAGGCGCAGAUCUUGCCGGUGUUGAAGUUCAUCAGGAAUUUUGUCGAGGAUAAUCCUCUCAUUUGCUGCUACGAGGAAAUAUCAACGCUGAAGAGACUUUUAGAGGAUAGGGAUGAGUUGAAGCUGAAGCAGAAGAAUUCUUCCAUUAAUCUAACGCUACACCAAAGUUCGUAUCACUUUAAGACUAAGCUUGAGGUGCCGGAUAAUUAUCCCAUCAGUUGUGUGACGUUCAGCGAUGUCGACACAAACUUUCCACCGCUGUUCAAUCGCUAUCUAGUUGGACAAGGAAGGGAAUUGGCAAGACAAUGCGUCGAGCCACCGUCGAGAAAACAGCAAAAGCCGUUCGCGCCAUCGCCAUCAUUAAACACAGUUGUUUCUUUUCUCAUAAAGAGUGUGAAAGCCUUUCCGCAGGAACCCUGUCAACACUGCAAAGUAACGUGCUUGCCAACAAACCCGGAAGAGGUAGUGACCGACGAAAACGCGGAUUUCCAUGCCGAGAGACUUUACUGUGGCCAUCUCUUCCAUUUGAAAUGUCUCGUGACAUACAUGAAGACUCCGCCAUUCCAUGGGGGUAAGAAAUGUCCGAGUUGCGGUCAACGUGUCUAUCAUGACAAAUGGGGAUUAUCUGACAAGCUGGCGGAAGACCGUUGGGCUCAUCAAGAGGCACGAAUGAGAGAAUUGGCGGAAGUUGAAGAGUUUUUCAACUAGGAUACCCGUGUCGUGCAAACUCGUGGAAUGAGCUUCAUGAUAAAACUUAAUGAAAGUACAAUAUAAUAAAUAGAAAGUUAUGUAAAAUCAUGACAACUGACAUGGCAACUGAUUUUGAGUAAAAGUGAAACGCACACUAAGAUUGAAAAAAUGGUCUUCGGAACGUCACUUUUUCACAAUAACAUGUAAAAGAUUUCUAUGUCGAAUGUUCUUUUAAAUACAGGGAUUUUAAGAACUGAAGGUGAACAAUCUGUUUUGGCGAAUGUCAUCAGGUUGGAGUUGUCUGAUCUUGAAUAAUUAGUGUCACAAAGGAACAAAUUCGACUGAAAUAAUGUUGGAAACUUUUAACGUCACUGCUACUUUUAUCACCACUGACACUUUUUCAUAAACUUGUGUGAUAUUUAUCAUAUUCGCAAGAAAAGAGACAAGUAAUAUUUUUAAAAAUUCUGAAGAAAAAAUAUUUUUAAAAAUAUGUUUAUCCGAGAUAAAAGUACUUGUCUGUUUCUAAAUGUAAAAAAUUAAUAUUUUUGAAUCAAGAAAUCAAAGAACAGAGUAUGAUUAUACGAUGAAUGGGCAUUAACUAAGGGCUUAAUCCAUAAGAAUGUCUCUUUAGUGGAUAUAUCAAGAUUAUUUUUAUAUUUGUAAUUGUUUUAUGUGAAAAUAUUUAUACAUAUGCAGGUGUUAUGAAUUAUUUUCCCUUUAAUGUACCAAAAUUGUUCAGGAUUAUCUAUCUAUUUAUCAGUUUUAUGAUAUUUUAUCAAAUUAUGUAAUAGAGAUGAAAUUUUCUUUAGGGAGAAUACAUAUUCUUUUUUAUUAGGAAAUUCCGUUUUUGAACGAUACGAUUAGACACGCAAUAAUUUUAACAAUAAAAACGUUAAAAAACCCGGAUAUCAGGAAAUAAUCUAUAUAUAAUUGUUUUAAAAGUAAUAAAAAUAUUUUCUUUUAAUCACGAUUGGGACGAAAGAAAAUUUUUACAUCGAUAAAGACCGGAUAAAGUAGUUUAAGAACUCUACCUCCCUAGAUUAUCGGUAUAUAAGAAAAAAAUAUCUGUAAUAGACUUAUUUAUAAUUUUCAACGAUUAGACACGCUUAAACAUUGCGAAGAAUUCUCUGUUGGACCAAAUGUAAGAAUUAGGAACGACUAAACUUCAAAAUAAAUUGAAGAGAGAGAUAAUAAUUUAUCUUGUACAUUAAGCAUUGUAAACAUAGUACACAUUUCAUCUCGUAACAAUCUCACAUUGAUGUGAGUCGACUCGUUCGGUGAUGCGCGUAAUUGUAAUAUGCAAAAAAAAUUAUCUCUGAAUACGAUGGUCGGUACGGGGUGCAGUCUCGCGUGUAUGCACGAAUAGUUGUGACCGUGUUCGUGACGUAUUGAUCCUCGGUACCGUCUAUAGUGAUAUUUUCUCCGUCUCCCUUUCUCUCCGGCCUCUCGUACGGGUACGUUUUUGUUUAUUCUGCCCUGCGUUUACUUUGCCACCCCUUCCCUAACGGCUGGUGUUCCUUACGCGUUCAUUAUGGGACAAUACCGCUGAAUACGCACAUGAUAUAUCAGGGAAGCGCGAGAAAAAGAAGAGAAGGCGUUACGACACAGCUGACAAGCUACUGUCAUAAAAAUUAUUCCAGACUGCUUAUCAUCGAUUUUAAUUACUUUAGAAUAUUCGAUAGACCAGCUGAAAAUAAAGGGCACAUAUUUGUUUGUAUAUGUGCCCUUAAUGCAAAGUAAUUUAAGGGUUAAAAAGGCUCUUCGUUAAUUACCUCGAUGUGUUUCAACCGAAUAUUGAUAAAAUUUUUGUGAAAAAUAAUUCAAAUAAAAAAUGUGUGUUAUAUUGGAAA
Messenger RNA from Vollenhovia emeryi, 3313 nucleotides. RefSeq lists its product as uncharacterized. The record is from RefSeq and is a predicted model, not a curated record. Gene Ontology annotation, molecular function: protein binding. Bases 507 to 1481 code for a protein of 324 amino acids. The transcript has 6 exons. NCBI's taxonomy places the organism in Eukaryota, Metazoa, Arthropoda, Insecta, Hymenoptera, Formicidae.